Messenger RNA from Ascochyta rabiei, 432 nucleotides. Its product is annotated as Thioredoxin-like 4A. The coding region runs from base 1 to 432 and encodes 143 amino acids. The record is from RefSeq and is a predicted model, not a curated record. The transcript has a single exon. NCBI's taxonomy places the organism in Eukaryota, Fungi, Ascomycota, Dothideomycetes, Pleosporales, Didymellaceae. Gene Ontology annotation, biological process: mRNA splicing, via spliceosome. Gene Ontology annotation, cellular component: U4/U6 x U5 tri-snRNP complex; spliceosomal complex; U5 snRNP.
AUGGGCUCCGUAGUCCUCCCCCACCUGCGCACAGGCUGGCACGUCGACCAAGCAAUCCUCUCGGAAGAAGACCGCCUAGUCGUGAUCCGCUUCGGUCGUGACAGCGACCCAGACUGCAUGCGACAAGACGAAGUGCUGUACAAGAUCGCCGACCGGGUGAAGAACUUCGCCGCGCUCUACGUCUGCGAUCUCGACGAGGUGCCCGAUUUCAAAGCCAUGUACGAGCUCUACGACCCUUGCACCGUCAUGUUCUUCUUCCGCAACAAGCACAUGAUGUGCGAUUUCGGCACGGGUAACAACAACAAGCUGAAUUGGGUGCUCGAGGAUAAGCAGGAGUUGAUUGAUAUUGUCGAGACGGUGUAUAGGGGCGCGAAGAAAGGGAGGGGUCUGGUCGUCAGUCCCAAGGAUUAUAGUACGAGAUAUCGGUACUAG